UAGUCAUCAUGAUGACGGUCAGACGCUUCAACUCUCUGCUGCUGCUCGCUCUGCUCACAGUCAGUGGAUCCAGCAGCAGGAAGGUUGUUGGUCGAGCAGGUGAGGACGUCACUCUGCCCUGUAAAUAUGACAUCAAGUAUAACGGACCAACAGCAGUCUGUUGGAAUCAAGGAUCACUAUCAACUUUUGGCUGCUACAACCAGAUCAUCUACUCAGACGGAUAUAAAGUGACAACCAGAACUUCCAGCAGGUAUCAGUUACUGGGACGACUGAAGGAUGGAGAUGUUUCUCUGACGAUCCUGAACACCACAGAGGAAGAUGCUGGACUGUACGGAUGCAGAGUGCAGAUAUCUGGGCCGUUCAAUGAUAAAAAACAUCACAUCGAUCUGACCAUUGAGAAAGCUCCGUCGACCUCGUCAACACCAAGAACAAGAACGACUGCACAGAGUCGACAGACAGAACAGACGACAAACACAUCAGGUCAGGUGACCGCUACACAGAGCGUCCCAGCUUCCUCGGACAGCAACGACCCCGAGAUUCCUGAAACCCACAGAGCUGCAUCUGAAGAGACCACCAGAGACUGA
Messenger RNA from Scomber japonicus (chub mackerel), 584 nucleotides. RefSeq names its product hepatitis A virus cellular receptor 1 homolog. The record is from RefSeq and is a predicted model, not a curated record. The transcript is spliced from 5 exons. Bases 9 to 584 code for a protein of 191 amino acids. Lineage: Eukaryota; Metazoa; Chordata; Actinopteri; Scombriformes; Scombridae.